Messenger RNA from Synchiropus splendidus (mandarinfish), 1029 nucleotides. RefSeq names its product endothelial PAS domain protein 1a (gene epas1a). Gene Ontology annotation, molecular function: DNA-binding transcription factor activity, RNA polymerase II-specific; protein dimerization activity; RNA polymerase II transcription regulatory region sequence-specific DNA binding. The coding region runs from base 1 to 1029 and encodes 342 amino acids. The record is from RefSeq and is a predicted model, not a curated record. Lineage: Eukaryota; Metazoa; Chordata; Actinopteri; Syngnathiformes; Callionymidae. The transcript is spliced from 8 exons. Gene Ontology annotation, biological process: cellular response to hypoxia; regulation of transcription by RNA polymerase II.
AUGACGGCUGACAGGGAGAAGAGAAGGGCGAUCAGCCGCGAGGCGGCGAGGAAGAGGAGGCGAGUGGAGUCUAACGUGUUUCAGGACCUCUCCCUCCUGCUGCCCCUGCGACCCCCACAGGGCUCACACCUGGACAAGCCAUCGGUCAUCCGACUCACCCUCAGCUACCUACACCUGCGCCGGCUGCUCUCAGACACUCUCCAAACUCCUUCAUCGUUCUGUGGAGUGGGGCGUCUCACCAGAGGACCACAGAAGACAACAGAGUGGAGUGAGGAUGAGGAGACGAGUGUGCUGCUGAGCCUCCUGGAGGGCUUCAUGAUGGUCGUGUCCCUCCGAGGAGACAUGCUCUUCCUGUCCAGUAACGUCAGCCAGUACAUUGGCCUGUCACCGAUUGAAUUAAUUGGACACAGUCUCUUCGAUUUCACUCACCCAUGUGACCACGGAGAAAUAAGACGUAACCUGCGACUCAUGGCAGGUGAUGUUUGGCACGGUGACAAGCGAGACUUUCUUGUCAGAUUUAAGAGCACUUGCAGACAGAGAGGACGCAGCAGCAACCUCAAGUCCACCACGUGGAAGGUGGUGCACUGUCAAGGCCUUCGGUCCGUUUCCUGUCUGCUGCUGGCCUGCCAGCCCCUCCCCCUGUCCCACAUGCUGGUCAGCACACACACCUUCAGCAGCUGGCACAGCAUGGACAUGAGGUUCACUCACUGUGACCCCAGAGUGAACGAGCUUUUGGGCUUCACUCCCGACGAACUUCUGGGUCGGUCCAUCUACGACUUCUGCUACACUCCGGACACGAACACUCUGGCCAGGAAUCACAUGAUCUUGUGCUUCAGGUGUCAGUCUGUCAGUACUCAGUACCGGAUGCUGGUCAAAAGUGGCGGCUGCGUGUGGGUGGAGAGCCACUGUGCAGUGCUCCCUACUGUCAGAAGCCCCAGGUGUAGAGAUGAGAGCGAACCCCCAAUCUGCAUUGUCUGUGUCACCUAUAUUCUCAGGUGUGUGUGUGUGUGGGUACAUGAUGCCACAUAG